GAAAACCGACUAUGGGCCUAAAGCCCUAGAAGAUUCUGGGCCUAAAGCCUAGAAGAUUCUGGAACAUUCAUCCACUACCAUAAAUACCCAAGCCAUCCUCCUCUUUUCUCGGACGAGAAACUAAGCAAUUAUUAAUUAUCAGUAAUCACCGAAAAUCUAGACGCAGAUUUGAAUUCACGAAUUUCGAAUUUUUCGAUCACAGUCCAAGCAAAAGCAAAAGAAGAUGUCGUUGAUUCCAAGCUUCUUCGGUGGCCGACGAAGCAGCGUCUUCGAUCCCUUCUCUCUCGACAUUUGGGAUCCCUUCAAGGAUUUUCCUUCCUCCUCGCUGUCUGCAAAUUUCCCAGCGUUUUCUAGGGAAAACUCUGCCUUCUUAAGCACCCGAAUCGAUUGGAAGGAGACCCCAGAAGCCCAUGUGUUCAAGGCCGAUAUUCCAGGGCUCAGGAAAGAAGAAGUGAAGGUGGAAGUUGAAGAUGAUCGGGUGCUCCAGAUCAGCGGUGAGAGGAACGUGGAGAAGGAGGACAAGAACGAUACUUGGCAUCGAGUUGAGCGCAGCAGCGGGAAGUUCUUGAGGAGGUUUAGGCUUCCAGAGAAUGCCAAAUUGGAUAAGAUUAAGGCCGCUAUGGAGAAUGGGGUUCUUACUGUGACUGUCCCUAAAGAGGAGGUCAAAAACCCCGACGUCAAGUCCAUUGAAAUCUCUGGUUAAAUCUUUGUCCGCUUUGAUUAACUGAGAGUGGUCUUCUGGGUUUAGUGUGGGAGCGUGAAUAAGAUAGUGUUUUAUAAUGGUUUAUGGUUCUGUGUUCUUGUAUAAAUGUUGUUUGUGGUAAUGUCAAGCUGAACUUCUUUUCACAUUGUUAUUACAUAGUUUGACCGAAAAAAUAUCAAAUUUUAGAAAUUGUAUAAGGCUAUUAGUCUAGCUAACUAGGUAAUUAUUAUUAUUAUAAUCUGGUUGUCUUUUAUGGUAAAUCAAAAUACAAGUUGUGAUUUUACUAUUUGAUUUUUCA
Messenger RNA from Ziziphus jujuba (common jujube), 1001 nucleotides. RefSeq names its product 18.5 kDa class I heat shock protein. Bases 224 to 703 code for a protein of 159 amino acids. NCBI's taxonomy places the organism in Eukaryota, Viridiplantae, Streptophyta, Magnoliopsida, Rosales, Rhamnaceae. Gene Ontology annotation, biological process: response to salt stress; response to heat; response to hydrogen peroxide. The record is from RefSeq and is a predicted model, not a curated record. The transcript has a single exon.